Molecule: messenger RNA, 1064 nt
Organism: Bemisia tabaci
Lineage: Eukaryota; Metazoa; Arthropoda; Insecta; Hemiptera; Aleyrodidae
Source: RefSeq, a predicted model, not a curated record
UUUCCAAAAGAAAUUUUUGAUCACAUGUGUUUCUAACUUCGAGUUAAAGAUGCGUGAUCGAGCAGUAUUCAUUUUGAAACAAUCUAAAUCUUGAUAAAACUCUCUUACUUAAUGAUUACCACCAUCUGAAGUCGUUGUCUGUUUUCGAUCCUAAAGUCUCAUGAAGCUUGGCAAAUUACGCUGAGGUCAAUCAAUGUAAAAACUAUAAUUUUCUAUUUUAAAAAAAUUAAUCAAGUUGUGAACAGUCUACAUAUCAAAGAGUAAAACUCAUGCAAGUCCAAAUAAGAGGUGAAUAUUAUCGAUUUAUUCUGCGUCUAGAAUCACAAUGUUAUAUUUAUUCUUCACAUUCAUGUCUGCAAAUGCACGUGAAAUAGAAACGCCUUUCAUUCCGGAUUUUCUUACGGAUAAUCUAAAAAAGUUAGAGCGGUACAAGAUUAUGCCAGAACUGAUGUCCUGGCCACCACAUCUUCAUGCGCAGAUAACUUUCCAUGACGGGUCACUCGCAGACUACGGGAAUGUGGUCACGCAACAACAAAUGCUCAAAGCACCGAAUAUCUCGUGGGCAGCUGAAAUGGAAACCGAACACACGGUAGUAAUCAUGGACUUAGAUCACAAUGUUGAUAGAAGUCGCGGUGUGCCACCAAAUGUUUCUGAGAUUCAAUAUGCGUACUGGGUGUUAGGAAAUAUACCAGGUGCAUCACUAGAGAAAGGUCUUGAAAUUGUGCCGUACGAAGCUCCGAGAAUAACCGACGCUGGGAAUGGAGAGAUGCACAGGAUCUGUUUUUUGGUUUACUAUCAAUUACACGGCACCAGGGAAUUCUACAAGCCUGACACAGUUGAUAAAAUUUGGAACUAUCGAAUGUGGUUUAACCACAACGCAUUGUCAGAGAAGUACUUGCUAACAGGCCCCCUAGCCUUGAAUUUUGUCCUGGCUCCCAUGAAAAAUAUCGAAAUCACUACUAGAAGCUACUAGAGACCGAGAUUCCAUCCAUUUGCUGGAAGUUUGUCAAACUUUUUUGUCACUUCAAAUUCAGAGAUAAAUAUAUAAUUUUGGUUCUCAGUUA